AUGGAGCCCAGCCCCAUCGCAGUCGAGGCCUCGGCCCACUCGCCCGAGUUCCCCCUCAAGGGCAAAACGGCCCUCGUAGAGGCCAUUGAGGAUGUUCUAUGUGGAUCGAUUGCCGGCGCUGUUGGCAAGUAUAUCGAAUAUCCCUUCGACACGGUCAAGGUCCGACUACAGAGUCAACCCGAUCACCUCCCAUUACGAUACACCGGUCCCCUGGAUUGUUUCCGACAAUCUAUAAAGAGUGAUGGAUUUUUAGGGCUAUAUCGAGGCAUCAGUGCUCCUCUUGUGGGCGCUGCUGCUGAGACGAGCAGUCUAUUUGUCUUUGAGAGCCUCGGUCGCGAGUUGUUCUUUAUGAGCGGAUAUGCUUCGCGAGAGAAGGGACUGUCUCUGCCCGACCUCUGGCUAACCGGCGCUUUCUCCGGCGCAUUUACCUCUUUUGUCCUCACGCCCAUUGAGCUCGUCAAGUGCAAGAUCCAAGCACCUGGACUUGAUGGAUCCAGUCGCGGCCCCCUUCGCCCGAUCCCUGUCAUCAAGGAAGUCUUCCGGCACGAGGGUCUGAGGGGCUUCUGGCACGGUCAACUCGGAACUCUGAUCCGAGAAGCUGGUGGUGGUUCAGCCUGGUUCGGCGCCAAAGAAACAGUGUCAACCAUGUUUUACCAGGCCAAGACAAAGAAGGCAACUUCAGAGGCUGAAAAGCAAAAGAUCCUAGACACACCUCUUCCUCUUUGGCAGCAAGCCGUUGCAGGCGCCUCGGCUGGUGUGUCUUACAACUUCCUCUUCUUUCCCGCAGACACCAUCAAGUCCCGGAUGCAAACCGCACCUGUCGGCGACCUGCGAGAGAGACGAACAUUCUGGAACGAGGGCUCGGCUCUCUGGCGGCAGCAUGGGCUACGAGGCAUGUAUCGAGGAUGUGGCAUCACGUGCCUCCGAUCAGCGCCGAGCUCUGCUUUCAUUUUCAUGGUUUACGACGGUCUAAAGCGAUACAUCACCGUGCAAUAG
Molecule: messenger RNA, 996 nt
Organism: Fusarium vanettenii 77-13-4
Lineage: Eukaryota; Fungi; Ascomycota; Sordariomycetes; Hypocreales; Nectriaceae
Exons: 2
Coding region: 1-996 (331 amino acids)
Biological process (GO): mitochondrial L-ornithine transmembrane transport
Molecular function (GO): L-ornithine transmembrane transporter activity
Source: RefSeq, a predicted model, not a curated record